AUGAAGGUGCAGGGGCUGGGGGUGGGGGGGAGGGAGCACAGGGCAGAAGGAGCCAGGAAGGCGGAGGUCUGGACCCUGGGAGGGAGUCAGGCACUGGGCCUCUCCUCGGGAGAGGAGUCAGGAGGCCUUCCUGAGUCAACUAUUUGCAACUCUUGUGGCUCCUGUCCCAGCCUCUGCCGAGACCAUCAGCCCAGAACCAAGGGACCAGCCCCUGUAUUACGCUUCUUCAGUGCUUCCCCUUCCCAAAGGGUACUGGACCAGAUACAGGGAGGGACUAGUGAAGAAGGGAGAAGCGCGGGGGGGCCCGGGGGGGGGGGGCCGCGGCGGCUGCGCGGAGGAGCGAGGCGCGCCGGGAACUGCCGGAAGCGCCGCGCAGGCCCAGCAGUUCCCAGUGGGGAGGCACCGUCGCCAUUGCCGCCUCGCCCGGUGAGCGCGUCCGGCUCGCCGAGCAGGGCCCCAGCGGCCGCCGGCACUGUGGGCCAGUGCGGCAUCACCUCCUUGAAGACCGUGCUGGUGUUUCUCAACCUCAUCUUCUGGGGAAAAGCUGGCAUUUUAUGCUAUGUGGGAGCCUAUGUCUUCAUCACUUACGAUGACUAUGACCACUUCUUUGAAGAUGUGUACACUCUCAUCCCUGCUGUCGUGAUCAUAGCUGUGGGAGCCCUGCUUUUCAUUAUUGGGCUAAUUGGCUGCUGCGCCACAAUCCGGGAAAGCCGCUGCGGACUCGCCACAUUUGUCAUCAUCCUACUCUUGGUUUUUGUCCCAGAAGUUGUUGUAGUGGUUUUGGGAUACGUUUACAGAGCAAAGGUGGAAAAUGAGGUUGAUCGCAGCAUUCAGAAAGUGUAUAAGACCUACAACGGAACCAACCCUGAUGCUGCUAGCCGGGCUAUUGAUUAUGUACAGAGACAGCUGCACUGUUGUGGAAUUCACAACUAUUCAGACUGGGAAAAUACAGACUGGUUCAAAGAAACCAAAAACCAGAGUGUCCCUCUUAGCAGCUGCAGAGAGACCGUCAGCAGCUUUAAUGGCAGUCUGGCCCACCCCUCCGACCUCUAUGCUGAGGGGUGUGAGGCUCUAGCUGUGAAGAAGCUGCAAGAAAUGAUGCAUGUUAUCUAGGCAGCGCUGGGCAUGCUGCGUGCAUGCAUCGUAUUGUGCAGGAGUAGAGAUCCUGCUUAUGAGCUCCUCAUCACCGGCAGAACCUACGCAUAGGAGAAAACUCAAGCCUGAGCUUUUUAGUCUUGUUCUGAGUUGGAAGGUGAAUUGAGCAGGUCUACUGCUGUUGGCCUCCUGAGUUCAUUUAGUUAAAGCACACGUACACACGUGUUGGACAGAGCAGCUUGGCUCUUCUUGUGCCCACCUACUUACCUACCCACCUAUGACUUUCUUUUCUCCUGUUCUAGCUGACUCUCCGUGUCCCUAAGUUUUUAAGUAUGGCGGUAAAUGUUCUAAUUUCAGAACCA
This is a messenger RNA of Diceros bicornis minor, 1457 nucleotides long. Its product is annotated as tetraspanin-3-like. Gene Ontology annotation, cellular component: membrane. Gene Ontology annotation, biological process: regulation of vascular endothelial growth factor signaling pathway; protein maturation; protein localization to plasma membrane. NCBI's taxonomy places the organism in Eukaryota, Metazoa, Chordata, Mammalia, Perissodactyla, Rhinocerotidae. The transcript has 2 exons. The record is from RefSeq and is a predicted model, not a curated record.